AUGAAAAAUCUUAAGGCAUUUCUGGACAAUCUGAAAGAUGACAAAGAUGAUGACCCUGUGCUCUCUGACUCACCUCAGGAGAAGGAUCUCCAGCCGUCCAGCAGUGCCUCUUCCCAGGUCAGUCAUCAAGAACCUGAAGCUUGUCAGGACUUGCCCAAGUGUAAGCCACCAGGAAAUGGGGACAUCGACCAGGUCCUUGAGGACGAUGAGAUUGUUGAGAUGGAAAGCCAGGCAACCUCUUCAGUCUCAGCAGAGCAGUUGAAGGGGGACACACCUUCAGAAGAGGAAACCACGUGUUGCCUGAAAUUCGGGUCCAUCUUCCAGUGGCUCAGGAAGCGAGUGGCCUCCUCCCUACCAAGGAGGAAGCGCCCUGGAAGGGUCGACAAGGGCACCAUUCUGCUGGCACUAAAGAGAAGAUAUUAAUUUGGAGGCAAUAAAGUCCGACCUCAA
This is a messenger RNA of Sciurus carolinensis (gray squirrel), 450 nucleotides long. RefSeq lists its product as uncharacterized. Bases 1 to 423 code for a protein of 140 amino acids. NCBI's taxonomy places the organism in Eukaryota, Metazoa, Chordata, Mammalia, Rodentia, Sciuridae. The record is from RefSeq and is a predicted model, not a curated record. The transcript has 2 exons.